AAACCAAGCGAAAGAGAGGGAGCACAAGGAGAGAGCGCAGCGGAGUGAGCAAACAGAAGUAGAAACAUUAGGUGAAUUUUGACACUAUCGAACGUCGCUUUAAAAAGCGUUUUGAAAGACACUUUUAUUGCCCUGGAUCCAUCUUUACAGCAUUGAAGAAUAACGCCCUAUUCGCCCGUCUGAAAACUCACAUACGGUCGUGUCAGCUGGCAUGAGCUAACCCACCAGACAUGGAAACAAAACCUUUCUUGUCAUUGGGGUUCCUGAAACCCCAGUGCUCGCUGGCUCCGCCCCCCCAGCGAGGACGCUCAGGGGAGGCCUGCUCCUGUUUCACUGGCAUGUGUCACCUCCACCAGCGCCGGAUAUCGACAGGUAACACUCAGCGCCAUCUCCACAUCCCCUCGCCAUCUGCCCCGUCAUGGCAGACGCAGCACCUGGGAAGACACCUGUAUGAAAUAAAUUCAUCCGGUCAGGUGACCUCGUCUCCACUGGGCUCUCCCACAUCCCAUCGGGGCAUGCACCCGUCCCUGCUCAGCCCGUCCUCCAUGGGGCCCUCGGGCUCCCUGCACUCUCCCAUCAGCUCCUUGAGUUCUCCCAUGAACGGUUUAGGCUCCCCCUUCUCUGUCAUCAGCUCCCCUAUGGGACCACACUCCAUGUCCUCGCCUGGCAUGGGCUACGGCCCCAGUGUCAGCCCCCAGAUGUUCCAGCUGAACUCCCCGAUGAACUCGGUCAGUAGCUCAGAGGACAUCAAGCCCCCGCUGGGUCUCAACGGGGUGAUGAAGGUGCCUGCCCAGCCCUCCCAGGGGUGCACGCCCCUCUCCCUCACCAAACACAUCUGUGCCAUCUGUGGGGACCGCUCCUCAGGUAAACACUACGGAGUAUACAGCUGUGAGGGCUGCAAGGGAUUCUUCAAGAGGACGGUGCGGAAGGACCUGACAUACACCUGCCGGGACAACAAAGACUGUCUGAUCGACAAGCGCCAGAGGAACCGCUGCCAGUACUGCCGCUACCAGAAGUGUCUGGCCUGUGGCAUGAAGAGAGAAGUUUUGUUACACGCAGCCGUCCAGGAGGAGCGCCAGCGGGCCAAAGAACGCAAUGAGAACGAGGUGGAGUCCACCAGCAGUGUCAACGAAGACAUGCCCGUGGAGAAGAUCCUGGAGGCGGAGCUCGCCGUGGAGCCCAAGACCGAGACCUACAUCGAGACCAAUCUGGGCGUGCCGUCCAACUCGCCCAACGACCCUGUGACUAACAUCUGCCAAGCAGCCGACAAGCAGCUCUUUACGCUGGUGGAGUGGGCCAAGAGGAUCCCUCACUUCUCUGAGCUGCCCCUGGAUGACCAGGUCAUCCUCCUCCGAGCAGGCUGGAACGAGCUCCUCAUCGCGUCCUUUUCGCACCGUUCGAUAGCAGUGAAAGAUGGGAUCCUUCUGGCUACAGGGCUUCAUGUUCAUCGUAACAGCGCCCACAGUGCUGGAGUGGGAGCCAUCUUUGACAGAGUGCUCACAGAACUGGUGUCCAAGAUGAGAGACAUGCAGAUGGACAAGACAGAGCUGGGCUGCCUUCGAGCCAUCGUCCUCUUUAACCCAGACUCUAAAGGCUUGUCGAACCCAGGCGAGGUGGAGGCCCUGAGGGAGAAGGUCUACGCGUCUCUGGAGGCCUACUGCAAACAGAAAUACCCGGACCAGCCCGGCCGGUUUGCCAAGCUGUUGCUACGGUUGCCAGCCCUGCGCUCAAUUGGUCUGAAGUGUCUGGAGCACCUGUUCUUUUUCAAGCUCAUCGGGGACACACCCAUCGACACCUUCCUAAUGGAGAUGCUAGAGGCGCCACACCAAAUGACAUAACUGCAGGCGGGGUGUCACCGCGUUCCCCUCGCCCCCUUCGCCCUCAACCAUCCUGGACACUGAGAGUGGUCCUGCGAAACACUCCCCCCUCGAGAGACCGAUUAUGUGACAUCAUUGAAUCUAGAGUAGCCAGGCUUGGGGUGAAGAGCACCCCCGUUUCCUCUUUGAUGUGUUUCAAAAACACGUUCAAUGUCUGUGGGUCUGUUUUAUACAUUGUACAGAUAUAUAAAUAUAAAUAUAUAUAAAUAUAUAUAAGAAAAACUCAUGAGAUGAAUUGAGAGACAACGACGGACUGGAAACGUGAGGAGAAGAGGAGAAGAUUAUUAAGCCUUUGUUUUGUGAACUGAAACAGCAACGUAGAAGACCAGGCAUGACACACAGAUCUGUUUUUCGGGAGGUGUUUUUAAGCGUCGGUUUCAUCACAGGAGGCUCUGCAGGCAGUUAUUGGGAUGACCGUGUGUGGGAUCUGUCGGGUGGGUUCGGGCCAGCGUGGUCCGUACCUGACCCAGAUUGGAACGGUCUCACGUUAACGACUAACUUGCGUUGGACUGGGCCGCCUGCAGAGGGGAGCAGCCAGACCCUGUCACAUCUGGUCCUAUGGGGUCAAUCCGGUCUGGUUUGUUUCCUGGUGUACUGUAUGUGUUUUGGGAGAGAAGGACUCAGAGACGCGACUUUGCGGAUGAACGGCACACCACUCAGGUCUCCGAAACCCAAACUCGACCUCUUCACAUCUCCUUAUUCUAUUAGCACUGUGUGAAUAUAAGAGAGGAAACACUGUGGCGCAACAUCAGUCCAGUGUUUAGAGGCUCAGAUAGCUUUAAUGUGACAGAGUCUUACUGCAGCGUGGCCUCUCAGGACCAGAGUGGGGCGGGUGGGGGGUGGGGGGUUCAUUUGGCUCGUCUGUCUGCACAGAGAAUCUUCUCAUGGGCACUACUCAUGCUGUCCUGCUCUACUGACUAAGGAGCAGUAUGUAUCCAGAUUCACCCUCAACAAAGUGCUACAGUAUAUGACAAUUUGUAUUGCUGUGUGCUCUGGAAGGUUGACACAGGAAGACAAGGACUCCCUCUACUAAAUGUUUCCUUCCUGUUUACUGUCUGAGUUUAGGCAACCACAAAAUGAAGAUGACGACUGCUGAUUUGACUGGACUUUGCAGUAGGGAAAUACUGUCCACUGAUCCGAACUAAGUGCUUUUCAACGUGAUGCCAUGCCUCUGUUAUGUCAUGUGUCCCUUAACUUCUGAGAACUAUUGUUUCCCCUCUUCUGUGAAUUACACCAUGAUCGACCUCCACACAGCAACCAAGCAUGCUGUUCCUCACAGUGUAACCUAGCUUCGGAAUGGCCUUUGACCUGUAUAGGACAUUACAACCACACACAGUAUUGUUAUGGUAUUUGUAAAAAAAAAAAAAGAAAAGAAAAGAAAAAAAAAA
Messenger RNA from Esox lucius (northern pike), 3265 nucleotides. RefSeq names its product retinoid X receptor, alpha a (gene rxraa). Gene Ontology annotation, biological process: anatomical structure development; retinoic acid receptor signaling pathway; positive regulation of transcription by RNA polymerase II. Gene Ontology annotation, molecular function: nuclear receptor activity; zinc ion binding; retinoic acid-responsive element binding. The record is from RefSeq and is a predicted model, not a curated record. The coding region runs from base 231 to 1838 and encodes 535 amino acids. Gene Ontology annotation, cellular component: RNA polymerase II transcription regulator complex; nucleus. The transcript has 11 exons. Lineage: Eukaryota; Metazoa; Chordata; Actinopteri; Esociformes; Esocidae.